AUGGUGAUGCCAAUGUAGCAUGUCGGCUCAGAUGUCUCCACCCCAUCUCACCAAACACCAUGACCAGGGACGCGGUGGCUCCAAUAGUCUAUCUCUGCACCUCCUAAUCCUCGCCAUUAUCAUUGGCAUCAUCGCGUGCGAUUAACCAACUCCCUCCAACCAAUUCCCGUCGAAAUUGCAAGAAAGCACCUCCCACCCGCCCCCCCCCCCCCCUCCCCUCCCUCGCCGUUCAUGGUGGUCCAGCGCAAGCGCGAGUACCUCCGCCGCCUCUAAUGGCGCAGUAUAGGCAGUCCGGCGGCUUCUUCGACUCCCGCGGCGGGACCCACCACCCGCUCCCGGACUACCACCGGGCCCACCCCUCCUCCCGGAUCCGCCGACCCGGGAAGCCCGCGCGCAGGCGCUCGCCGGUCGCGGCGGCCGCCCUCGCCGCCGCGCUACUACUCCUUGCCGGCGUGUUCCUCCUCUCGCGCCGCAUCUCCCGCAACCCCGCAGAGAUCAGCCAAGAUUUGGAGAGCGGGGAGGGGUUGACGGAGUGGAACCAGAGUAAAAGCUGGAAGAAGCUCAAGUUCGGGCACGGCGGAGGUGGCCGGAGCGCGCGGGACUCCAGAUACUGGGAUCGGGACGAUCGGCGCCGCGACGAGGACUACUCGGAGGACGAGAAGGACAAGAUCUCGGGUUCAGGUGGAAGCGCCGCCGAUGCUGGUAGCAGCGCCGAGAAAGGUGUUACCUCCGAGGCUGGUGUUGAGAAAGGAUUGACCUUGGAGACCGGUGUUGGUGACAAGGAGGUUCCAGAGGUGGCUGAGGGUGAGAGAGGUGGGACCUUGUACAAUGAGGGGGGCAGGAAAGAGCUGGAGCAGUAUGAGGCGGUGGCCAUGGGGGCGGCUGGCACAGGGGUGAGGGAGGUUGAUCCAGAUGAUGAGUAUGAUGAUGGCAUCGACACGCAGGAUGAUCUAGAAGAUGCUCAGUUGCGUUCGUCUGAUGGUGGGAGGAAGCUUGGUGAUGGCAGUCAUGAGAGCCCUGUGAAGAAGGAUGAGGUCACCUCGGAGAGACACACAGAAGUGGGUGAAGCGACCCUUGAUGGCCAUGAUACCAGUAGUGGAGACCAAAAGAAGGUUUCAGGGACUGGCGAUAAGAAGCAUGGUUCCAAGAAAAAAUCAAAGCGUAAGAAGGCUGGUUUAACCUGUGAAAUGAAGUUCCUGAACUCCACUGCGCAACUUGUAGAGCCAGCGAAAAAUGAGAAAUUCGCUAGUUUUAAUUUGGAGUAUGUAGAAGUUGAGGAAAGACCUGUUGGGUCAGAAUAUUGGGAGCCAAGAUUUGCUGGCCACCAGAGUCUACAGGAAAGAGAGGAGUCAUACAUUGCCCAUGACCAACAGUUAAAUUGUGCUUUUGUUAAGGGUCCUAAUGGUACAAGCACUGGUUUUGAUAUAUCGGAGGAUGAUCAAAAGUACAUGAGCAAAUGCCACAUUGCUGUUUCUUCUUGCAUCUUUGGAAACUCUGAUCGUCUGAGGUCUCCAUUCGGCAAAACAAUCACUAGUCUCUCAAAGAAGACAGUUUGCUUUGCUAUGUUUUUGGAUGAAGUGACAUUGCAAACUAUAGAAUCUGAAGGCCAAAAAAUGGACAACAUGGGUUUCAUUGGUAUAUGGAAGAUCAUAUUGAUCAAGAAUAUGCCUUAUAAUGACAUGCGGAGAGUGGGGAAAAUACCAAAAUUUUUGGCGCAUCGACUUUUCCCAUCGUCAAGGUUCUCAAUCUGGUUAGACAGCAAAUUGCGACUGCAAACUGAUCCUAUCCUUAUCCUAGAGUAUUUUCUUUGGCGGCAUGGUUAUGAGUAUGCUAUUUCCAAUCACUAUGAUCGGCACUGUGUUUGGGAGGAAGUGGCACAAAACAAAAAGCUGAACAAGUUCAACCAUAGAAUAAUUGAUCAGCAAUUUGAGUUUUACCAAGCAGAUGGACUCACAAGGUUCAAUCCAUCGGAUCCCAACAAGCUGCUACCAAGCUAUGUCCCUGAAGGUUCUUUCAUCGUGAGGGAACACACACCAAUGUCCAACUUAUUCUCUUGCCUGUGGUUCAAUGAGGUUGAUCGCUUCACACCUCGUGACCAGCUCAGCUUUGCAUAUACAUACUUGAAACUUCGAAGAAUGAAUCCCGACAAGCCCUUUCGCCUCAAUAUGUUUAAGGAUUGUGAGAGGCGAUCAAUAGCAAAGCUGUUCCAUCAUAGAUCAGAAGAGAGACGCAGCAGUCCACAGCUAACAAGAUGACAUAUAUUCUUUCCAUGUGACCGGGCAGAAGAAAGAGUGUGUACUUUGAUACAGCUCAGCAAGCCGCAUGACAUAUAUGCCCCUGUCGAGGAGUUUAUACUUAAUAUAUGAUGCAAGUGAUUUUACCCUUGUUACUUUCCGAUCCUGCAGGCCGGUUCCCGCCUUACAUUUUUGCACUUGACAAAGGCGGAUUAGGAGGUGCUAGCUGUUUGAUUUUCUUACGUUCUCGUUGUUCUCCGUAGAGUUCUGUUUAUUUUUUAGGAAAUAUAGUCCAUCGAUGAUCUGGGGAAGUCGUGGCCGGGCAUGGACUUCUCAUGCGCGGUGUAUUAUCAUGCAACUGUAGAACUAUGUGGUGAGACUACGAUAUUCCUGUAAUUCUCAGUGGUCUCACUGAAAUGUACUAUACAACAGCAAACUGCAUUCUGUAAUUUCCUCCAAGAUAGCAAAUUAGUGAUUUUUGGCCUGAUUUUAUGAAAUUUUCAGGCUUCCUCUA
Phragmites australis (common reed) is the source of this 2748-nucleotide messenger RNA. RefSeq lists its product as uncharacterized. The transcript has 7 exons. Lineage: Eukaryota; Viridiplantae; Streptophyta; Magnoliopsida; Poales; Poaceae. The coding region runs from base 273 to 2255 and encodes 660 amino acids. The record is from RefSeq and is a predicted model, not a curated record.